GGAAAUCAAAUAGAGCUCUUAUUUGGAACGAGUGAGACUCAGUCGAGUGUAUGUGCCUGAGGAUGCCCUCGUGCUUUGGAAGAGUAGACUGUUUCAUGCAGACGCAGUCCAUUGUCGAGAAGUUUUUUUGACAGAGAGGUGAAAGUAGGAACUCUUUCUCUUCAGAUGCAAGUGAUUUGCAACAAAGUUCAAGUGUCCGAAAUAAUUGGGAGUUUCUUCGUUGAUCGUGAAAUCUGGAAGUUCUGCGGCUGUUGACUAGCAAAGAUGAAAUCAAGUGGAGUGCUUCAUCAGAACAGUCAAAGACGGAGUUGAGUAUUAAUUGAUGCUGGCGAUUAGCACCAGAAGUUCCAACAUAAGAAACAGUUUUCACAAGGAUAUAUCUAUAUUCUUCGCACAGCACCAAAAGCGAUCAUGGACAGAGCUGCACGUGCACGCGUCUCGGACUCGUCUGAUAAUUCAAGAAAGGACUCUGAUGUGAAACGAAGAUCAGAAGAAUGUGAAGGACUCGCAGCUAUCGAGUUUCAUUGUGCUCAUAUUAUGCGGGAAAGACAGAAGGAGGUUCCAGAUGUGCCAGACGAAUCCGAAGUACUCGUUGCAAUGGGCAUCUCCUGUGCUCAAGUUGUCACCAGAGGAGAUAUCGAAGGCUUCCGAACAAACUAUGAAUCUGAGUCUAUAGAGACAAUGAGUGUUGGUUGUACUCAAGCUUUUACCCGAGGAGAGGCGGAUCAUAAAACUACAUAUAGAGACAAGGUCCAGAGCCUCCAGAAUAAUCAGGUGGAUGGCAGAGAUAAACCUCGGCAAGGAAUAUCACUUGAACCUCCUCAUCUUGCAAACGUGGAUGUUAAUGAUUAUCUGAUGACGGAGGACGCAUGGCAAACUAUACCAGAUUUUAUUUUAUAUGACGAAGCUGCAGAACGAAUCGAAAACGCAGAAGUAGCAGAUCCAGAUCCAGAUGCAGAUAUGCCAGACCAUGUCAAAGCUCGGAAACGUGGAGGACGUAGGCACAAAGGACACUUCAUGAAGCGACCUAUGGCAAUGUCUGAAGUAAUUGAAGAACUGCAGCAUCCAGAACUAAGAGAAAAUGCUUUACGUUGUUUGAGUGGCCAUCUUAAUGAGAGACGUGAGCAGGAUGUUGAGUUCUAUCGUCAAGCUGGAUUCUAUCUCUAUCACUCAUGCGGUACCGUGUCAGUUUUGUUGCAAGAAGUGGUCACUGUGUAUGACAGAUUAUUUGCGAGAGAUCUAAAAGUGAGAGGUUCUAAAAGGUUGUCAAAUGUUCUUACUCUGCUUCAGAGCAUUGCAGCGAAUGAAGAAACACGAGUGAAUUUCGCACGAGCUGGUCUUCCGAAUUAUUUGCUGCCAUUCAUUGUCUCCCCAUGUACGGAAGAAGUCUAUGAGAACGUACGAGCAAUGUCGUUGUCUGUGAUCGGUGUUCUCUGUCAGUCACGCGACAUAAGGAUAAUUAAGUGGGCGCUCGACAGCGGUAUGAUCCAAGUAUGCCUUUAUUCUUUGGAGGUCGGAGGGGAGCUUUCCAAAGUGCUUGCAAUGACAAUCCUGGAGUCUAUUCUCAGAAAGAAUGAAGGCUUAUAUGCCCUUUGCGAAGCAAAUAGCGAUCUUCUGCCCAAGCUCGCAAAAAUUUGUGGAGAUUUAAUUUCCAUCCUUGCCACAGUACAAGGUUUUUCUCCUCGGCUUGUAGUUCUUAUUGUCCGAUGCCUCAUAGUACUUUGCCAAAACAGGAGAGCGGUGGAUGUACUCAAAAAUAACUUCCCAAAGCAUCUGGAAGACGGUAGUUUCAAUGAUCUGAGGAGAGAUUAUCCCAUAUUUAACUACCUCCAUCACCAACUUCUCUUGUGCAUCGGAAAAGCAAGCGACUCUUCACCUUCCGAUACAUCCUCAAGAAUGUCAAACCCUGCAAGUCCUUCUAUUGAGGGUACUGAAAUGCACUCUUCCAGUGUCACCAAUGUCCCGCAAAGUGACAUAAACAUUAUUCCACCAAUUGAAAGCAAUUAGCAAAACUUUGACUAGUGAAAAUAAUGUAAUGUAGCAAAAAUUUGACCAGUACUCCUUGGCUAGUGAAAACAAUGUAUGUGUCAUCACAUACACAUCAAUCUCACUCACACUAGUUUAUGUUAAGCUCUAUAUUGAUGUGUAUGAGAGUAAGUGAAACACUUACUAUACUUGAUGGGAGUAGAGUGUGAGCAUUUCUGGAUAAGCGCUGAAAUGCUCAUGUACUCUUUACAAAUAUAUAUGUUAGUUUAUAACUAUGUGACUAAGUCGGUCGCCUACAACACUAGUUCAAAAGAGUAGAGUGCCAGAAAUUCUAGAUGAAAAUAUUUGAAGUGCUCAUUACUCUUUACUUCUAUAUGUUAGUUUUUGAUGAGGUGUAGUCUAUUACCUACAACACUAGUUCAAAAGAUUGCAGUGAUAACAUUUCUAGAUGAUGAUAUUUGAAGUGUUCAUUACUCUUUAAUUCUAUAUCUUAGUCUAUGUAGUCAAUAACCUACAACACUAGUUCAAAAGAGUCCAGUGAUAACAUUUCUAGAUGAUGAAUUUUGAAAUUCACAUUCCUUUUUACUACGUUGUGUUAGUUCAUGACUAUGUGACUUAGUCGGUUACCUACAACACUAGUUCAAUUAGUUAUAAUAUGUUUGUUUAGUAAUUUAUGAUUCUGUCACCUAUUGCAAUCAGUUCAAGAGCAAGGUGGAAGCAUUUAUAAAUAAUUAUAGUGAAAUGUUCAUAUACUCUUU
This is a messenger RNA of Marchantia polymorpha subsp. ruderalis, 2744 nucleotides long. NCBI's taxonomy places the organism in Eukaryota, Viridiplantae, Streptophyta, Marchantiopsida, Marchantiales, Marchantiaceae. The record is from the annotation of a GenBank genome assembly.